Molecule: messenger RNA, 2485 nt
Organism: Brachypodium distachyon (stiff brome)
Lineage: Eukaryota; Viridiplantae; Streptophyta; Magnoliopsida; Poales; Poaceae
Product: nuclear poly(A) polymerase 3
Exons: 10
Coding region: 131-1795 (554 amino acids)
Cellular component (GO): nucleus
Molecular function (GO): poly(A) RNA polymerase activity; RNA binding
Source: RefSeq, a predicted model, not a curated record
UUCUUCGCCCCUACGUUUCCUUCUUCUUCUCAUCGUCUUCGUCUUCUUCACCCAAAACCCCUACCAGGUUACCAAAGCAGAAGAAUUUCCCCCGCCGCCUCUGCCGCUGCCGGCGACCACUGCCUCCGCAAUGCCUCCGCCGGACGCGGCCACCUACGCUCCCACGCUGCCAAUGGCGACGUACCUCCCAAUCGGGACCCCCUCCUCCUCCUCCUCCUCCCCCGCCGCCGCUGCUGGGGCCCCCGAGCCCCAAACCCUACCCUUCUUCCUCUCCCCGCUCCCGCUCCCACCCCCGCCUCUCCCCGCGGGGCACCGCGUCCUCUCCUCGCUGCCCCCGCCUCCUCCGCGGUGGCCGAUCGCCGUCCGCGUCCCUCCCGCCUUCCUCUUCGAGGCGGAUUUCCGCCGGAGCCACUCCCUCGUCCAGUUCUUGGAGAACGAGGGGGCCGUCCCGACGGUGGAGGAGGAUAAGACGAGGGAGCAGGUCAUCCGCAAGCUCAAGGAGAUUGUGAUGGAUUGGGCCAAGGUGGUGGCCUAUGAGCAGAGGGUGCCCCCGAGGCGGGUUACGGCUACCGUCUUGACCUACGGUUCUUACACAUUAGGGGCACAUGGUCCUGAAUCCGACAUUGAUGCGCUCUGUGUUGGUCCCUGUAUUGCAACAUUGCAGCACCAUUUCUUUGUUGCUCUGCGGCAAAUUCUUGAGCGCAGGCUGGAAGUUUCAGGCAUGCAGACCGUAGAAAAUGCUAAGGUUCCAUUGAUGCGGUUUACAUUCAGCGGGAUUUCAGUUGAUUUAACAUACGCCCAGCUCCCUGUUGUUGAUGCAGUUGAGGCUAUAAAUACAUCUAGUCCUCAGUUUCUCCGGAGACUUGAUUCACGGAGCUGGAGAAGUUUAUCUGGGGUUCGCGUUAAUGAACAGAUCGUGCAGCUAGUUCCAAAUGCAAAGAAGUUCCAAGUUCUGUUGCGGUCCAUAAAACUGUGGGCUAGGAGGCGAGGACUUCAUUGCCAUUUGCUGGGUUUCUUUGCUGGGAUUCAUUUGGCAAUUCUUGCAGCAUAUAUUUGUCAGAGAUAUCCAAAUGCCACUGCCAAUGGUUUGUUCACCAUGUUUUUUGAGAUAUUUGCUCACUGGGAUUGGCAAAUUCCAGUAAACCUGCAUGGUCAGCCAACUAACUGUAAGCGCUCAGAUGGGUAUUACAUGCCCAUAGUGAUGCCUUGUACUCCACCGGAGCUCUGUAUGUCUAACAUGACAAAAUGUACCUUCAAGAAGAUCAGAGAGGAGCUUAUGCGUGGUUAUGCUUUGACCAAGGACUUGUGGAGGCAUGAUUUUGAGUGGACAUGGCUUUUUGCACCUUUCCCGUAUGCGACAAGGUAUCAACAAUUUCUUCGUAUUGCUCUAUGUUCUCCAACCUCUGAAGAACUACGUGAUUGGACUGGAUGGGUCAAAUCCCGCUUCCGUCAGCUUAUUCUCAAGCUGGAAAGAAAUGGUCUCGAGUGUGACCCAUAUUCAUCAGAGGAAGUUGAUCAUAGAGUCAUCAAGCCAAACAUCAUGUAUCACUGGGGCCUCAUCUCUGAAGCAAACACUUACCUUGAUAUUAGCUCUCUGAGAGAAGAUUUCAUGAAAGAUAUCAUCAAUGAUGUCUAUGGCAAGGUGAAAUGCAGACGCUCGGAGCUGACACUGUCCGUCGUUGGUUCAUCGCAGCUGCCAAAAAGCAUGUACAGCGACUCAGCUUACCUUGGGUACAUGCCACAGUAUAUGGUGGGCUACCAGCCAGCACCUGACUGCUGGAGUGCAGCUGGCUAGGACGUGGGUGGAUCAUCUUGGACUUACUCCUUGCUAAUACCGCAUCUUACAUUGAGUUCAACCAUCGUCGGACACUAUGGAUCGGGGUCCCUUUUGUGCUCCUUGUUGCCCCUGGCAUAGGGAAUCUGGAGACCUGGGUAACCUUUCUUGAGCUCCCAGGCACACAAAAAAUCAUAAAAGCUGACUUGGUCCUGUUGUGUGAUGAUUGUGCAAGUGCACUUGUAUAGUACUGAUCAGUAUUACAGAUAACUGGUAGCAAUGGCAUCUAACAUGUAGAUUUACAUUGUGCUCUGCUCGGCAUUCAAGUGUAAAUUCUUUUUCGAGGAAUCGGUGGUGGUGGAAUGGCAACUUGGGAAGCCACUGAAGAUGGAAGUAAUCUCUACAGGAAAGCCACUGACAAUUUUUGGUUCUUCUGUGAGUUAAUCACCGCUGCUGCCUGCUGGGCGAAAAUCAUCCGGAUCAAGGGCAUUGUAUAUAGCUGUUCUCAUUAGCAUGUGCUGGCUACCUGGUGUAAAAACAGAACAAAGAGCCUUUUUUUCCCCGUCAAAGCAUUCAUCUGUAAACUUUUCUCGCUGACAUGAAUAAGCUGUAAACCAAAACAAAUUCAGUCGAAACUUGUAAGAAAUAAGUAGAAAACAAAUUGUAAGUAGUUCCUUGUCAACAAUAUGUGGAUGCAUGUUGGCAGUGGCA